AAUAUAAUAUUUUAUUGUGUUAGUGUCAUAUUUAGAAAUCAAUUGGUUUUUUUAAAUUUUAAUAAUAUUUGAAUGAAGUGUGUUACCAACGUGCUCCUUAACAAACUCUUUCCAACACUUCUCUCUCUAUGUUGAAAUUCAUGUGGAUCUUACUAAAUUCGGAGUAGAACCUAGGGCAGGAGGGACAUGAUUUAGUUCAUCCCACAUGGAUUUCAGCCAAAAACAGAGUGCAUGUUGGAAAACAUGUUUUACAGGGUGUUGCUAAUAUUUCUCUAUUUGAAAAUAUCUCAGUUUUUAGAUUUUGAUGGAGUAUUUUCUAAAUUAGAAAGUCACCAGAUGCAACACUUAUUUUUGCAGCUUAUCUUGAUUUUAGUUUGUACACCAGUCCAUACUGAUAGAACCCAGAAAAUUAGCAGUAGUUUAUUGAUAGAACCCUAAUUCCCAAUUGGGGAUUAGGGGAAAGAUACAUGAGAGAGAUGCCAAACACCCUCUCUAACCCUAGAAAGAGAACCACUUCUCUCUCUAAACCCAAUUCCUAACUGAAUACCAAGAUACCCCUAACUCUCUAAUGUCUGUUAUUUAUAGGCUACAUGCCUCAAUAACAUUCUAACUAACUCACUAAGUAUAACUAACUAACUAACCCCUAACCUUGAGUUCCUAUCAAUACUCCCCCCCUGAAGAUUCACCUUGUCCUCAAGGUGAGGAACAACAAGCAAACUAAAACAGUGAACAAGUAUGCCUACUAUACAAAAGUGACAAAUUCCAGAACAGCUAUUCCAAACUCCCAAGAGUGGUAAUCACAUCUUCCACCCGGGUCCCAUAGCCGAAAGCAAAAAGUCCAAAACAUGUAUGACUUGGGGAAAAUCUUCACUGUCCUGCUGGAACUAAUGUGGCGUAAGUCCCAUUGCUGGAAAAACAAGUUGCAGAAAUUCCAGUUGAUGCAAAGAUGUUGAAAUAGCACUGUAGCAGCAUCUUUAAAAGCAAAUCCCAACAUGAAAGAAGUCGCAGGUAUCUUCCCAAAACUAGCCAACAAAUGCUGAUUGGAUGUCUUCUCAAAUGACAUUAAUUCAGAAGGUUGCAACUGUAUGGGUUGAAUACAAAUAGCACAAUCCUCCCCUUCCCUUGCAAUUGUGGCUGUAACAAAAUACAAGCUACAACAGUGAACAAUCCCAAAUACAGCUAUGCCAAAGAUCCAAAAGUGACAAUUCCCGUUUCCUCCUGGAUCCCAGCGCAUGAAGCAAAUAAUCACAACCAUGGAUGAAUUGGUGAUCACCACCAAUUGGAAUAGCAAGCCAUAGAAAUCUUCAAAAGAAAACCCCUCCAAACUAAUAUUUCCCAAAUCACCAUGAUACUCAAUGCCUGCUACAGCCUCUUGAUGAAUUGGUGAAAGCAAAAGUCCCCCCGGAUCAAUUAAUAACCCAAAAAUACUGUCAUGCUUCUUUCCUGUACCAUGUUGUAAAUGGCCUGUAUUGCAUCUCACAAUCAAAGCUGAAGUAUAAUUUUGAUACAGCAAUCCUAUCCUCCUCAAUGCCCACACUUGUGGUCAACAACAUAGUUCCAGCAAAACCUUGAAAGUCACCAAAAUCUCUUUCCCUCGGCCUUUGCAAUUUCCCUUGUGAACCUCUGAGCUGAUUUCUGGUUUCUUGCUGCCUCAAGUAAAUGGUUGAAUUGGGUUUUAACCCAAAAGCUGAAAAGUUGGCCCAAUAUUCAUCAAGGCCCAAUUCCUUCCAACUGAGAUUUGGGCUUGGCCCAUUUGGAUUGUAAAUCCAAACCUUGACAUCUGCCCUCUCCGUGCAUCUCUAUCCCAGCCUUCUGUGCGCUUUCCCUUCCCUCACCGCUUGACCUUCCAGUGGCGCCAAGUCAAAGCCACCGCCGCCACCCCAUAAAUCCGGCGGUUUCGCCGGUGGUGGAAAUGGCUGCGCCACCCUCCAACAACUCCAGAGCGGACACAACUCCGCCUCUUCCAGCUUUGCAAUAUCCAGCGCACUACAAGGUGGAUUCUGUGGUUUCGCCGGCGGACGAAUCGCCUUCUCCGGCGUCGAGAGAUUCAAGACUAAUGUCUUGGCCUCCAGAAAAGCUCGCUCUUCCUUCAAUAUCGCUGUUUCACCCUCUGUUUCAAGAUCGAAUCUCUGAAUGUCGUGGCAUGUUCUGUCUCCGCCGCAUCACGAUUGGGUUUGUGCGGUGCUGCAAUCUUCGAUGGCCUCUGAAGCACCUUUGCUGCCGCUCUCUCUGCCUCCGACGCAGCCUCUGAUUCCUGUGGCGCUUCAACCUUUGAUUCUGAUAAGAUUAAACCUCCUUUGAUCCAAGUUUAUCGCCGGAAAAAGAAGAAUUUCAGGUCUGGAACCACCAUGGGGGGUGGCGCAGCCACUACUGUGGCCAUGGAGACUGCUGAGCAGCCAAAACAGCAAGGAGAGAGGGGAAAUACGAAUUUGGCAGAUGGAUAGGGGCAGUUACCAGUCUGUAGUUAUUAGGAGUUAGCAGUUAUUAUGUGUGUAUGUCAGUUUGAAUUCAAAAUAGAAACUGCACUAUGCAGUUGUAUAAAUAAUAGAUGUAGCCUAUUAGAUGAUCAUCCAGGAAAUUAUAAGUUUGGUAGUAUGGAGAGAACAGGCUCUCGAACUCCUGCUGUAUUGUACUAUUCCCAGUAGAGAUUCUUCAUCUCUGCAGUAUCAAUAAUAAUUAUCCAUUAUUCUAUUCCCCUAUCUUAUCAUUUUGGUAUCAGAGCCUUCCACCAUGUCUCUGAGCUGCAAACGAGCGGCGCGGGUGGUGACGCCGGCAUUGCAGUGUUCGCCCGGGACUAGUCGUGGGGCUAGUGCACAGCCAGCCCGCGUGGGCGCCGGGGCUGCGGAGCGUGGUGGGAUGUUAGGACCCCAUUGCAAGGUAUGGGACUUGAGUCCCACAUUGGAAGUAUGGGAUUCUAAUGUGGGGUUUAUAAGGCCUUGGGCUCUCCAACUACAACAGCUAGCUUUUGUGGUGUGGUUCUCCCAAGGUUCUUAUCAUUUUGGUAUCAGAGCACCAUCCAGGUGCUGUGGUACUUAAGUGGUUCACUUUAUAAAUGGGAAAAACUCGUUCUGAAGCCAGUCAAGAUCCAAUGGAGCGGAUGCAAGAAAUUAUGGAAAUGUUGCAGAUUGAUCGUCAACAAGCACAGGCUGAUCGUCAACAAGCACAGAUUGACCGUCAACAAACUGAUCAACGAAUUCAACGUUUGGAAAAUAUGAUGGAGACGUUCAUGCAUCGGGACGACCUUGGCUCUCAAAGAGACAAUCAUGAACAGAGCAUUAAGCGCCCAGGACAGGAAGAAGAGUCUAACUGUGAUAACACUUCUGCACGUUGGCGGAAGUUGGAGGUUCCAGUUUUUGAUGGUGUUGCUGAUGCCUAUGGUUGGGUUCAUAAGUUGGAAAGGUUCUUCCAAAUUCGUGGAGUUCCAGAGGAGGGGAGAUUGCAGGCGGUUCUGGUGGCACUGGAUGGAAAAGCUCUAUCAUGGUUUCAAUGGUGGGAAGGUUGUCAUCCUCACGCAGACUGGGACACUUUUAAGUUGGCAAUUCUGAAGAGGUUCCAAGUUUCAAGUACUCUCAAUCCCUUUGCUGCUUUACUAGCCCUUAAGCAAGAAGAUUCGGUGGCGGAAUUUGUGGUACAAUUUGAGAAAUUUUCCGGCAUGUUGAAAGACAUUGAUGAAACACACUUAAUGGAUAUCUUUGUGAAUGGUUUGAAGGAGGACAUAGGUGCAGAAAUUAAACUUUAUGAACCAACAACCUUAUCCAUCAUGGUCCAAAAGGUUUUAAUGAUUGAGCAGAAAAAUCUUGCAGUUAGUAAGGUUCAUCCAAAUUCCACUUCUGGUUCAAGGUUCAGUAAUUCUUAUAAGUCUCCAUCCAUUUCUCGAACUGUCACAGUUGAUACUACACAGAAGAGUGGAGGCAAAAGUUACACACCAUCUUCAUCUUAUUCUGGUAGUGUCUCAGUGGAUAAACCAUUUCAAAGAAAUCGACCGGGUAAUUACCGUAGACUUUCUGAUGCUGAUUACCAGGAGAAGAUCCGGAAAGGAGAAUGUUUUCGCUGUGAUGAAAAAUUUGGGCCUAACCAUGUGUGCAAGAACAAACAAUUUCGAGUUAUGCUGAUGGAAGAGACUGGCGAUUCUGAACCAGAAGAUGAUCCAGAUUGUCACCCCGAAACGGAACCUGUCCCACAUUUAUCCCUGAAUAAUAUUGUUGGAUUCACUUCCAGAAGGUCUUUCAAGGUUUGGGGAACUAUUGAAGAUCACAAAGUUGUGGUGUUAGUUGAUUGUGGAGCAACUCAUAAUUUCAUUUCCAAGGCGUUAGUACAGGAAUUGCACUUGAAGGUUGAGGAUACUCCAUCUUAUGUAGUUGAAGUAGGGGAUGGUCAUAAGAUAUCAUGCAAGGGUGUUUGUAAGGACGUGUCUUUGCUGUUACACAAUGUGCCGGUCAAUCAGCAAUUUUAUUUGUUUGGCCUUGGCGGAGUGGACAUUGUAUUGGGCCUAGAAUGGUUAGCAAGUCUUGGUGACAUUAGAGCUAACUUUGAACAGUUGACUUUGCGGUUUACUAUGAAUGGCCAGAAGUUAUCACUCCAAGGGGAUCCUGAAUUAUGCAAGAAGGAUGCUUCUUUAAAUUCCUUACUCAAGGCUUUGCAACAUGGUGAGGGAUUUCUCAUUGAUUUUCAACAAAUUCGAGCGGAAACAGAUUGGAGGGCUAAUGUUCCAGCAGAUUUAGUUUCCAUUCUCCACCAAUUUCCUUCCAUCUUUGAACCGCCGGAAGGAUUACCACCUCACCGUCGGCAAGAUCAUGCGAUUCAUCUCAAGGAAGGGGCGCAAAUUCCUAACUUAAGACCUUAUAGAUAUCCUCAUUACCAGAAAAACGAAAUUGAGAAAUUGGUUGCUAAAAUGUUAGAUGCCGGCAUUAUUCGUCCAUCUACAAGUCCCUUCUCCAGCCCCAUAAUUCUUGUUCGAAAGAAAGAUGGUAGUUGGCGGUUUUGUGUUGAUUACCGGGCCUUAAACAAGAUCACCGUGCCAGACAAAUUUCCAAUUCCAGUCAUUGAUGAAUUGUUGGAUGAAAUAGGAGGGGCACGGAUCUUUUCAAAGCUGGAUUUGCGUUCCGGUUAUCACCAAAUCAGAAUGAAGGAAGGUGACAUUGAAAAAACUGCAUUCAGAACUCAUGAAGGUCAUUACGAAUUUCUGGUACUUCCUUUUGGUCUCACUAAUGCACCCUCUUCUUUCCAAUCUUUAAUGAAUGAAGUUUUGAGGCCCCUUCUCCGCAAGUUUGUAUUAGUUUUCUUCGAUGAUAUUUUGAUAUAUAGCCUCUCCAUGGAAGAUCAUAUCCAACAUUUGCACACUGUUUUAUCUCUAUUACAACAACAUGAUUUGAAAGUCAAUGGGAAGAAAUGCACUUUUGGCCAAGAGACUUUGGAGUAUUUGGGUCACAUCAUUUCUGCAGGUGGAGUUUCUGCUGAUCCAAAGAAAUUAGAGGCUAUGUGGUUGUGGCCUACUCCCAAGGACAUCAAAAGUUUAAGGGGUUUUCUUGGGCUAACAGGUUAUUACCGCCGUUUUGUACAGAAUUAUGGGAAGAUUGCGAAACCUUUGACUAAUUUAUUGAAGAAAGAUGCCUUUCAAUGGAGUUCUGAUGCUCAUGCUGCUUUUGAACAAUUAAAGAAUGCCAUGACUACUCUUCCUAUGCUGGCUGUUCCUGAUUUUACCAAGCCUUUUGUUUUAGAGACUGACGCUUCAGGUACAGGUUUGGGUGCUGUUUUAUUGCAGGAAGGUCGCCCUUUGGCUUUUUGGAGUACAACUUUAUCUGAUCGGAAUCAAAGGAAAUCAGUCUAUGAUCGCGAACUGAUGGCGGUUGUCAAAGUUGUCCAGAAAUGGCGCCAUUACUUGUUGGGUCAUCAUUUUAUAAUCCGAACUGAUCAGAAAAGUUUGAAGUUUUUGGCAGAUCAACGCAUGUUGGGUGAAGAACAAUUCAAGUGGGUUUCUAAGUUGGCUGGGUUUGACUUUGAUAUUCAGUACAAACCGGGUAAAGACAAUUCUGCUGCUGAUGCCUUAUCCCGGCGGAGUUCUUAUUGCGCCAUUUCUAUCUUACAAAUUCAUGAUUUUGAAGAAUGGGUGGAAGAAGUCAAUAAAGAUGACAAGUUGCAGAAAAUUAUACAAGACUUGAUUCUGGACCCUACUUCUCAUUCCGGAUAUGUCUUGCGUGAUCAGAAACUAUUCUUUAAAGGUAGAUUGGUUUUAUCAAAGACUUCCUCCCGUAUACCAGUCAUCUUGAAAGAGUUUCAUUCUUCAUUGAUGGGAGGGCAUUCCGGAAUCUUCAGAACAUACAAAAGGGUGGCCAACUUGGUUUAUUGGGACGGCAUGAAAUCUGACAUCAAGAACUAUGUGGCUGCUUGCGAUGUUUGCCAAAGGAACAAAAGUGAUACUUUAACUCCGGCUGGCUUAUUGCAACCUUUACCCGUUCCUACUCAAGUUUGGACAGAUAUUUCCAUGGAUUUUGUCACUGGUUUACCUAAAUCCAUGGGGAAAGACACCAUUCUGGUAGUAGUUGAUCGUCUUACAAAAUAUGCACAUUUCUUGGCCCGGAAAAAGAAGAAUUUCAGGUCUGGAACCACCAUGGGGGGUGGCGCAGCCACUACUGUGGCCAUGGAGACUGCUGAGCAGCCAAAACAGCAAGGAGAGAGGGGAAAUACGAAUUUGGCAGAUGGAUAGGGGCAGUUACCAGUCUGUAGUUAUUAGGAGUUAGCAGUUAUUAUGUGUGUAUGUCAGUUUGAAUUCAAAAUAGAAACUGCACUAUGCAGUUGUAUAAAUAAUAGAUGUAGCCUAUUAGAUGAUCAUCCAGGAAAUUAUAAGUUUGGUAGUAUGGAGAGAACAGGCUCUCGAACUCCUGCUGUAUUGUACUAUUCCCAGUAGAGAUUCUUCAUCUCUGCAGUAUCAAUAAUAAUUAUCUAUUAUUCUAUUCCCCUAUCUUAUCAGAUUCCCCCUGAAUCACCCUCACCGCCAUGGUUUCAAGAUUCUCCGGUGACGCCUCUGCUUCAUAGGUUCGGUUUUUCUCUGCCAUUGAUGCAGACCCUGAUUUCUUCUGCCACUCCUCCUCUGUAACUCGAUUGUCCUCCACUAGUUCAAGAUUGAGUUGCUUCAUCUCAGAAAUGAAAACCUCCUCUGUUUCAGACGCUUGCUCAUUCAACGUAGCGUCUCUCUCUUCUUCCGCCGUUGUCUCUGUUUCACCCUCUGUUCCAAGAUUGGCUUUCUGAAUCGCAGAGGUUGAGUCUUCUCCUGCUUCAGAAGCUUGCCAAGCCACCGCUGCGGUCUCACUUCCCCUCAACAACGUCGCCGCUGCCACCGUUCGCUCCGCCAGGAUCGCCGCCUCUGAUUCUUGCCUUUCUUGUUCCAUCAUCUGCCUCCUUUCUUCAAGUUCCCUCCACCGAUUCUUCAUUGACUCUAGUUCCCUUCUGCUCUCAGCAAACUCCUUCUGCAAUUCUUCUACAAGAGCAAAUAUCUCCCUCCUUUCCUCACGUGAAAAUGAAUCCAUGAAUCCUAUAGCCAUGGAUGCUGUUGCGGUUAAAUCUUCUUGGCUAGGGCACCUGAAUCGGUGCUCUGAUACCAAUGAUAGAACUUUGAAAAUUAGCAGUAGUUUAUUGAUAGAACCCUUAUUCCCAAUUGGGGAUUAGGGGAAAGAUACAUGAGAGAGAUGCCAAACACCCUCUCUAACCCUAGAAAGAGAACCACUUCUCUCUCUAAACCCAAUUCCUAACUGAAUACCAAGAUACCCCUAACUCUCUAAUGUCUGUUAUUUAUAGGCUACAUGCCUCAAUAACAUUCUAACUAACUCACUAAGUAUAACUAACUAACUAACCCCUAACCUUGAGUUCCUAUCACAUACUCAUGAUUAUAAUACUUUUAAU
Molecule: messenger RNA, 7896 nt
Organism: Lotus japonicus
Lineage: Eukaryota; Viridiplantae; Streptophyta; Magnoliopsida; Fabales; Fabaceae
Exons: 1
Coding region: 3053-6703 (1216 amino acids)
Molecular function (GO): nucleic acid binding
Source: RefSeq, a predicted model, not a curated record